This is a messenger RNA of Tinamus guttatus (white-throated tinamou), 1538 nucleotides long. Lineage: Eukaryota; Metazoa; Chordata; Aves; Tinamiformes; Tinamidae. The record is from RefSeq and is a predicted model, not a curated record.
AUGCACAGGCUUCUCCCCAGCGCCUGCUGCUGCCGCCGCUCCUCCUCGGGCCCGCUCCCCAAUGAGAGGAUCCGCAACAUCGGCAUCUCGGCGCACAUCGACUCUGGCAAGACCACGCUCACCGAGCGCGUCCUCUUCUACACCGGCAGGAUCGCCCAGAUGCACGAGGUGAAAGGUAAAGAUGGAGUUGGAGCCGUCAUGGACUCUAUGGAGCUGGAGCGGCAGCGCGGCAUCACGAUUCAGUCUGCAGCAACGUAUACCAUGUGGAAGGACACCAACAUCAACAUCAUAGACACGCCAGGGCACGUGGACUUCACAAUUGAAGUGGAAAGGUCCUUGCGCGUUCUUGAUGGAGCCGUUCUGGUCCUGUGUGCCGUGGGAGGCGUUCAGUGCCAGACCAUAACCGUGAACAGGCAGAUGAAACGCUACAGCGUGCCGUUCAUCACGUUUAUCAACAAGCUGGACAGGCUGGGCUCCAGUCCAACCAGAGCAGUGCAACAGAUGAGAUCAAAGUUAAAUCACAAUGCAGCUUUUGUUCAGAUUCCAAUUGGGCUGGAGGGAAACUUUAAAGGAAUUAUAGAUCUUAUUGAAGAAAGAGCCAUAUAUUUUGAUGGUGCACUUGGCCAGACUCUUCGGUACGAUGAAAUCCCGGCUGAAUUCAGGGCUGAGGCUGCAGAUAGACGUCGGGAGUUGAUUGAAUGUGUGGCUAACUCAGAUGAUCAGCUUGGGGAGCUCUUUUUGGAAGAAAAGAUUCCUACAGCUGCUGACUUAAAGCUGGCAAUCAGAAGAGCAACACUGAAAAGGUCCUUCACCCCUGUGCUUGUGGGAAGUGCUCUGAAGAACAAAGGAGUGCAACCACUGCUGGAUGCUGUCCUGGAAUACCUGCCAAAUCCCUCAGAAGUUGAGAACUACGCUAUAUUUAACAAGGAGGAUUCUGAAGACAAAACCAAGUUCCUGUUGAACUCUGCUCGAGACAAUUCCAAGCCUUUUAUAGGCCUUGCUUUUAAGCUGGAGGCAGGCCGUUUUGGGCAGUUAACUUACAUCCGAGUUUAUCAGGGAAUGCUGAAGAAAACGGACUAUAUUUAUAACACGAGGACUGGGAAGAGAGUGCGUGUGCAGAGACUGGUCCGCAUGCACGCGGACAACAUGGAGGAUGUAAAUGAAGCUUAUGCAGGAGACAUAUGUGCAUUGUUUGGAAUUGAUUGUGCGAGCGGGGAUACGUUCACUGAUAAAACGAGCACUGACAUUUCCAUGGAAUCAAUUCACGUCCCUGAUCCUGUCGUUUCAGUAGCUAUCAAGCCUUCCAACAAGAAUGACUUUGAUAAAUUUUCGAAAGGCCUGAGCCGCUUUACCAGAGAAGAUCCCACUUUUAGAGUCCAUUUUGAUGAUGAGAGCAAAGAGACCGUUGUUUCUGGAAUGGGAGAGCUGCACCUGGAAAUCUAUGCUCAGCGAAUGGAAAGAGAAUAUGGUUGUCCUUGCACCAUGGGAAAGCCAAAAGUCGCCUUUAGAGAGACCAUCUCUGCACCUGUGGAGUAAGU